CCGUUCACGAGUAAGCAUAGGCCGAGCCGGAGACGAUCGCUACUGCUGAACAUCGACACGUCAUACAAGGGAAAGCAGUUGCAAUAACCAACAAUGCCGCAGCGCGAGGCAUCCACCGCUUACGAACGCAAACAGAAAGCAAACGGAAUGAUACGACGAGACCAAAGCACUGCGAUCUCAGCCAAUGGUCUACUCAGUAAACAAUUCGCCAGCAUCACUGACGUUCUUCUCAAAGCAAGCCAGCGACGUGAUCAGAACCUGCAGCAAAGGCUGUCGAGACCAGUGCCCAUUUCAACAACAUUCAGGCCUGUGAGCAAGCCUCUUGUCGCCGCUGAAUCAGAGCUAUCAGAAGUUAACGCUUGCGGUGACGAUCAUAUCGAUCUUGAACAAGUCAAACAAAGCAAUAAAGAUAUUGUCGGGAUCAAUUCGAUGACGGCUGGCACUAAUGAGGGACAGUCGGAUGUGUCGGGGACACAGACCAGUCUCCGUGGCUGUGACGUACCGGAGUAUGCCGAGAAUCCCAGGAUGAUGCUCGUUGAGCUGGAAUCGUCGAGCCCAGAACAUUCCGGUCGUGAUGUGAAUGAGGAGCUUGACGACAGCUAUGGCCAAGAGAACACCCGGGUAGACACGAAAUGUGUCUCAUCGUUGAUGAAGGGUACCGCCGUUGAGCACGUCAACGAUCCGAAAGGCAUACCUACAAGCCCCAGCAUAGAUGAGGCAGACGCCUUAUCGAUCUUGGCUAGGCGUCUGGGCAUCGACGGUAAUGAGAACAAGGUUUUUGAAAUUAUCGAAUCCACGUUUGGUGAGCUUGACGAGCAAUUCUCUAAUGCAAGCCACACCGAGGAUAAAGACAACGACCUCAAGGCUCUCCGUGAAGAGCUAGCGACUGUAUUUUCGCCACCAUGGGAUACAACCUCUCGAGACUUCCAGCGUACCACUAGGGACACACCCGUCAAUAGCAUGAGAUCGAACCCUCAAGAGCACGCAGUUGAAAAUCUUCAGCCAGACGACACACCACCUGCUGCUGCCUUGAUAUUGGAGCCUGGGGAUGCUGAGUGCAAGGAUGUCCAGGUCGGGUGCACACAACCCUUCAGUGACGGCAUAGGCGAACAGGAGACUCAGAGAGAAAAAGAAACGAUGCUCGAAAGGGAGAACGAAAAGCUUGAAGCGACUAUAAAGUAUGUUCUGGAGGAGGAGAAGAGAUACCGUGCAAUUGAGGAGAACAAGCGCCUUAAAACCCGUCUGAUCGUCUCUAACCUGGCUGUUGAUGUGGAUGAUAAAGCCAUCCGUGCCUUCUUCGCUAAAUAUGUAACGGAGAUCCGCAAUGUCACCAUUCUAUCAGUACGCGAUCCAGUCAAGAGGACUAGAACAGCGUACGUCGAUAUGUACAGCAGGAAAGUAGCGGUUCGUGCAUCAUACGAGGUCGGAAGUAUUUUUGGAUUGAUUGUGAAGAUCAAGUUGGCAGUGGAGUAAUGGGGGUCGAAGGGUGACUUUUGUGUAUAUAAGUCGUCAGGGCCAUGGUGUAUUGUAUCUUCUCAAGAGACCUAAUCAGUAGCUAUGUUAUAAGUAAUACAUAUCUCUCAUACACUAUACAGCAGCUCUUUUAAACAAGCUGUCUCUCAAGCUCCUUUGUCACUUGCUAACGCCUUCUCCAACUCACGAUCAGCGCUCAACUCCUUUUCUGCCCCCUCUAUCACGCCCCUGAGUCCCUUGGCACAGGCGUCCAACUGCGCCCUCUCCUCCUCAUCAAGCUGAAUCGGCAUCGCCUUGAUGAUACCCUUCCGACCUACCACUGCCGGCAUCGACAAACAGCAGCCCAACUCAGGUUGGUAGAAGGACAAUGGUCGAACA
Alternaria alternata is the source of this 1851-nucleotide messenger RNA. RefSeq lists its product as hypothetical. The transcript is spliced from 3 exons. NCBI's taxonomy places the organism in Eukaryota, Fungi, Ascomycota, Dothideomycetes, Pleosporales, Pleosporaceae. The record is from RefSeq and is a predicted model, not a curated record. The coding region runs from base 94 to 1473 and encodes 459 amino acids. Gene Ontology annotation, molecular function: nucleic acid binding.